CACACACCGGAUAGUGCAAUUAUUUCCAAUUUCUUUCGUUUCUGUUUGUUUUUAUGCACAUUCUUCAACCCAUAUAUUUAUUUAAUACAGUUAUCCAAAUGAUUCAUUUGAUUGCAAUAAAAAACAACAAAAUUAAACAAAAUUCUCAGACCAAGGCUUACACUGUCACCUAUUUUCGCGACGCAUAAGUUGGUAACAGAACGCCCCUUUAGACUAAACAAUAAUAGUAUUAAAUAAGUCUUGAAAUGGGGCGUACAAAAGGUUCCGGUGCUUCGACGAGCAAGCACAUGCCACCAGAGGGCCAGAGUCCAGCUUCUUCUGAAGUGAGCACAUCCAGCACAACAUCAGCAGAAUCCCGGAUCAAAGAGAGCCUUAAAGAGCUUUUCAGUCUCAUUCAUCAAGUGCAGGAAGAACGGUCAAGGGGAGAACACAACCUUUCUAACAUAGCCAAAACACACGAAAGAAUGCAGCAGGAACAAAAAAUCACUCCUUACUAUAAGAGUAAGUUGCGAGGACUUUACAAUACAGCAAUGCAGGAUGCGGAAGGGGAAGCAGAGUUACUAAGGAAGGCUCUUGAUAAAAUUUCUGAAAUAAAAUCAAUAAGAGAACACAGAAGAUUUGGAGAUUCUGACCGACCCAAGCCAAUAAUGCGACGUGGUGUGUUAAUGAGCAUGCUUCAGCAGAACGCUGCCACACUGCCCCUGUGGGUCAGCAAGCCUGGGGAAAGACCUCCCCCGCUGUGUGGAGCAGUACCAGCAGACAACAACUAUGUGGUAAAGCCGGGAGACAAGGUGGCGGCAAGGGUGAAAUCCUCCGACGGGGAAGAAAACUGGAUCCUGGCAGAAGUCGUAACUUUCAACUCAAGUGCUAACAAAUAUGAAGUUGAUGACAUUGACGCGGAGGAAGGCAAAGAGCGUCAUUCGUUAAGUAAGCGGAAGAUUGUAGCAUUACCGAUAUGGAAGGCUUCUCCAGAGACUGACCAAGAGGCCCUCUUCCCAAAACAUGCAUUGGUUUUGGCUCUUUACCCACAAACCACUUGUUUCUACAGAGCUCUAGUUCACGAACCACCAAAAAAGCCACAAGAUGACUACUCGGUGCUGUUUGAGGAUACAUCAUACCCAGAUGGUUACUCUCCACCCCUCAUGGUUGCCCAGAGAUACGUCAUCAUAUGUAAGGAGGACAAGAAGAAAUGAAAACAAUCCUAGAAUUCUUUGGAGUUGAAGUUCUCUACAUGGAACAGAACACACUGUUUCGCAGAAUUGACAUUGGACACACACGUCAGGACUUGUGUAGUCUACGCAGUACAAAAACAUUACAGUUUGCAUGACAGGCAUUGGGUAUGUCUUGAAUGCAUAUGUAUUCAUUUUGAAGAGGGGAUAAUUCAUAAGAGGUGUGUGUGUGUUCCAUUACAUCCCAAAAAGCAUUGUCGUAUGGAAUGUUUUCAAUACUCUUUGUGCAGCAAACAACGAGUGUGUACGUGAAUCAGAUUUUAAUUGCAACCAUAAGUGUUAUGCAAUGAUACUGAGUUAGCUUCAAGAAGAAAUGGUAGCUCUUUUCCAUUUGUGCCAUGGCAUUGAUCGUGUGAUAAUAUAUUGCAAGACUUCACAUGUUUUUUAUACAGACUUAAAUGCGGUAUGAAAUCUGUUUUAGUAAUUGAGCACAUUAUUGUUCAGAAGUAAAUGAUAUGUAAAGGUAUUUUAUUUGACAGGUAUCACUAUAAAACAGUUUCGUAGUAAGCCUUUAGGAAUUUUUCAACUCCAUACUGUUGUAUGUUCUGUUAAAAUAUGCAGUCAGUAUGCACCUUAUUUGGCAAAUAACUUAUAAAUAUAGAGAGUCAAUUGCCCCUUAAAUUACCCAGUUAUUAAAUGAAAGAUUUAAAAUACUGUAGUAGGUUCAAGAACAGAGCAGAUUUUUUCCAUUGGUUUAUUUCCAUCAUUGUUGUGUCUAUUUACAAAUUAUGGCAAAAACAGUAUUGUAGUAUCUUUUUUUGUAUUUACAUGUAGCAAACAAAUCUUUAUUUCAAUAAAAUACAUCUGCAGGCAAUUAACAAUGGAUCAAUUAGAAAUAAUAAACAGUCUUUUUUCAUAAACAUACACCAUGGACCACAACCUGUAAAUUCAUAUGGAUGUAAAUUUAUGUCCCAAAGCAUUUGAGAUCAAAAUCACAAAUGGUCCGAAAUCAUUUAAAAAGUCUAAAUCAAACAGUAGUUUGUACAAGCAUCUGAAACUCUCACCAAUUUGAAAACUAGUUAUGACUGUAUUACAAAAAUAUGUACAUGUUAAAUUGUUUUGGUUGUAUGUUUAAGUCCCUAUUAGUGAUUCAAAUCACUGUUCAUAUUCUGCAAGACAGAAGUUUUCCUAUCAAUAACGAGAUUUGGAUAAUCUAACACCAUAAUUAUUUACAAUUGGGUCAGUAUGUACAUAUUUUCAUAUCUAUAUCAUUUUAACAGAAGAACAUGGAAUGUUUUGUGAUUAAGCACGAAAACAGUGCAUGUUUUAUAAUAAAAGAGAUUGUUGUUU
Messenger RNA from Mya arenaria, 2519 nucleotides. Its product is annotated as SAGA-associated factor 29-like. Gene Ontology annotation, cellular component: SAGA complex. The transcript is spliced from 9 exons. Bases 246 to 1193 code for a protein of 315 amino acids. The record is from RefSeq and is a predicted model, not a curated record. NCBI's taxonomy places the organism in Eukaryota, Metazoa, Mollusca, Bivalvia, Myida, Myidae.